CUUCUUUCGAAGCGGUUCAGGCGCUCGCGAUAAGUCUCUAUAUAUAUUUCAAUACAAAUAUAUAGCCGAUCCACACACACAGCCCAUUCGAUCCGCGAUAAGUGAGAGCCGUUGAGCCGUUAAAAGCAUUUCGGCCAAGUGCAGCAACCGCAGAAACGUCGCGUUAGCCAACUAAAUCACAGUACCCACAAAAAGUGUUUGAAAAACAAUUUUCAAAAAACAAUUAAAUAAUUUUGCAAACAAAAAAUAUAUAAACAAUGCCAAAAUUGUUUUGAACCCAAAAACAUUAUGUCGAUUGUAUGCACGCUGGAACAGAAAGUGAACUUUUUCAAAGCGGCUGCAACGACCAAAAAUCUACUGAUACUUAAAAACAAUACGGAUACCAAUUACAGCAACAACUAUAAGCAGGAUAACCCCAGCAACAACAAAUUUCACCGCAUCCAGCAACAGAGCAACACCAGCCACCUGCAACAUCAGCAGCAACUGCACCAAAAGCUAGCGCAGCUGCAGCACUUUCCCUACGGGCCACGCCCCCCCACCGGAGGCAAGGAGGAGACGCUGCUCCUAUUAGCGCCGCCGGCCAAACUUUAUCCGGAGGCAGCGGUGGCCACAGCAAUGCCCGAGGUCCUCAGCGGCACGCCCACCAAUAGCCACAACAAAGCCAACAUCGCCAUGAUGAACAACGUCCGUCUGUCGAAUAUUUCGCCGACUCUGUCGAUGAACGGCAGCUCCAACGAGGCAUCUAAUUUGCAUCCCCUAUCCAUGUACGGUGGAUCCAUCAGUCCGCAGUCGAAUGACAGCGGCAUGUCCGACAGUCUGGGCAAGUUUGUCCCGGGAAGCGGAUAUGGAGAUGGGAUGAUGGGCCAGUCCCCCUCGCAGGGCGGCAAUGGACCCCAAUCGGCGUUGACCGCUGCCCAAAAAGAGCUCUUCUCACAGCGAAAGCAGCGCGAAUUCACACCCGACAACAAGAAAGACGAGAGCUACUGGGAUCGCCGGAGACGGAACAAUGAGGCGGCCAAGAGGAGUCGGGAGAAGAGGCGCUACAACGACAUGGUUCUGGAGCAGCGCGUCAUCGAGCUGACCAAGGAGAAUCAUGUGCUGAAGGCCCAGCUGGACGCCAUACGCGACAAGUUCAAUAUCUCCGGCGAGAAUCUGGUCAGCGUGGAGAAGAUCCUGGCAUCGCUGCCCACCAGCGAACAGGUGCUGAGCAACACGAAGCGGGCCAAGAUGAGCGGUGGCUCCUCCUCGGGCUCCUCGCCAUCGGGCAGUGGAUCGGGUGAGGGUUCCCCGCCCAGUGGCCACAAUGUCUACCCGGGCGGUCCGCCACUAUCUCCGCUCAUCUAUGGACCCAACGGCAAUGCCCGACCAGAGGCCACGAUCAAGAGUGUCCACCAUGUGCAGCAUGCGGGUGUUCCGCCGCCUCCAACGCACCUGCAACAGUUGGUUGUGCCCCAGCCCCAGCCGCAGCAUCUCUACCAGCCACAAGCACAGCAGCAUCAGCCGCAUCAGCAGCAGGUUCCCCAGCAGCAGCAGCAGCAGCCACCGCAUCAUCAGCAGCAGCAGCAGGAGCCAAGCCCCAGUGCCGGCUCCAGUUCUCCAGCCAUCUCCGAUCCGCACAACCGCCCGCCAAGCAGCACAAUUGCCACUCUCCAGGUGCAGCUCCAGCAGGCACUGAACAGGAAUGUCCGACCCGAGGAUCUGGACAGUCUGCGCAAGGCGGUGGCCGCCGGAGCUCUGUACAAUGCAGCAGCUGUGGUGGGAGCACCACCACCACCACCACCUGCUGGUCUCUAUGUUCCCGCUCCCAGCGCCUACAAGGAUCACCUGGAGGCGGCGGCCGCCUGGAGUCACAAUGUCGAGACGGCGGUGAGCAGCAGUGCCGUGGACGCGGUCAGCAGCUCAUCGGUGUCGGCCAGUGCGGCCAGUGUCCUGAAUCUUUCACGGCGGGCCUGCUCACCCAGCUACGAGCACAUGCUCUCCUCCACCACCUCCUCCACUCUGUCCUCCGCUUCGUCCUCGGGAGCUGUUUCCGGCGAUGAUGAGCAGGAGCACGAACCAGCGCACAUGGCUCCACUGCAGCUCCAGAGGAGCAGUCCGCAGCAGGGCAGCGAUGCCAACAACUGCCUGCCACUAAAGCUGCGCCACAAAUCGCACCUGGGCGACAAGGAUGCGGCGGCCACGGCCCUGCUAUCGCUGCAGCACAUCAAGCAGGAGCCCAACUGCAAUCGGGCAUCGCCGCCUGCCUGGAACGAUGGCGGGGACAACUCCAGCGACGAGCGGGACUCGGGCAUCUCCAUAGCCAGUGCGGAGUGGACGGCGCAGCUGCAGAGGAAGCUACUGGCGCCCAAGGAGGCCAAUGUCGAACGCGAUCAGAUGCUCAAGUCGCAGCUGGAGCGCCUGGAGUCCGAGGUGGCCAGCAUUAAAAUGAUUCUGGCCGAGUAGCCCAGCUUGAGAAGUUGGAGGACUGCAGCAGGAGCAGGAUCUGGAUCAGGAUCAGGAGAGAGAGCGAAGAGACAGAGACUCUGAGGGAUCGGAGUCGAGGGAGCAGAGCAGUAGAUGGCAGAGCAGAGAGUUCCAUGGCGCCAGUAGUUCUCCUGGACAAAGAAGUUUUAAACGUAUAGUGGAGAUGUCCAAAACCGAGUGUUAACUAUUAGAUAUCGAUGCAUGCUUGUCUUUAUCUCUAUGUGUAUAGCUCUAGGGCCGGGUUUGGGCCAUAAGGACUCCUAGACCCUAUGGUUUAAGCCCGGCCAAUACGUAUCCGUGUGUAUGUUUAUCUAUCCACUGUAUUGAGUCUUGUAAUCGUGAAUGUUUAACUAUAUAGAUCUCGUCAAACUCGGAGCUAAACAAAUCCUUAGGGUCGUCAGCCCAGAAGAAUUUCUUAUUUAACUGUUUAUAAACACACACGCUAUUUGUUUGCAUAGCUAACUGGUGACCUCGCUUAAUAUCGGGGUCACCGGAGACGCUAUUGUUCUCUUAUGCAUCCCAAGUUUCCUUAUGCACAGCGAAAGCGGAGAAAGAAGAUAUAUUAUAUUUGUAGGCAAAAGUUACCAAGUAUUUGCUGUUGUACAUAUUACACAAUUAAUUAUAUUUACAAUACAUCUUUAUUCCUAUCGUGUAUAUAAUUUUAGUUGCAAGCUAAGCUUAUUUUAUUUUAUUUUAUAUUAUUGUGUAGUGAAGUAAACAUAUAGAUUACACUUAAGCGACGCGUGAAGCACAUUCAAAACGUGAGAGACGAAAGAAAUCUGAAAGAAUUAAUGAAUAUAUUCUGCAAUAAAUAAUUUUAAAUAUCUUACCUUAAUGUUUGUCGUUCUCAAUUUAUUUAUUGUUUGCUGCUUUGGUUGCCCGUGUGGGUCAUAGCGCUUUAACUAAAUGUUAUCGAAGUUUAAGAAACUUGAAAAACGAAAACAAGAAAUGAAAAAAAAACAGAAUCACACAAAAUACAUAUAUAUAUAUAUUCGUAGACCAUAUAGCUGGUAGAUCGAUCGAUUCGAGACGUAUUGGUGUCGUAAAUCGUAGUCCAUGUGAGGAGAGCGAGCAUUCACUUUUAAAGUUGUAUUAAUUUUAUGCCAAUCACUGUAUCCAUAUGGUAAAGCAUUACACUUUACACUAAACGCGGUGAAGCACACAAGAAAAAUACAUAUGAUUAUUACUAUAACUAUGCGUACGCAGCCCCUAUCUAUAUGAAUAUUUAAAUAACUCGUUUGUGUUGAUCAAUGAAAAUAAAACUAUUUAUAUUGAUGAAAGAAA
This is a messenger RNA of Drosophila rhopaloa, 3747 nucleotides long. RefSeq lists its product as uncharacterized. Gene Ontology annotation, molecular function: DNA-binding transcription factor activity; DNA binding. Gene Ontology annotation, cellular component: nucleus. NCBI's taxonomy places the organism in Eukaryota, Metazoa, Arthropoda, Insecta, Diptera, Drosophilidae. The coding region runs from base 289 to 2442 and encodes 717 amino acids. The record is from RefSeq and is a predicted model, not a curated record. Gene Ontology annotation, biological process: regulation of DNA-templated transcription; circadian rhythm. The transcript has 3 exons.